UAUCAUUUCUUCCUUCCUCUUCUUGCCUCUUUCCUUACAGUUAGAUCUGACAAUCAGAUGAUCAUCAGCAGCAAACAACAUCAUCAUUUUCAUCAUCAUCUUCAUCUUCACCGUCUUCUCUAUUAUUAUCAUUAACUGCCAUCGGAAACUGCAGCAACACUUUGAUCAUUUUGCUGUUGAAAACUGAUUGUCACUUCUUGUUUGGCAUUGUUUUAUUUUGUUUGUUAAAUCUCUUGUUUACUUAAUCAUCUUUUUUUUUCACUUCAUUUUCACAUUUGUUAUUAAUUGUGCUUCCACUCAUUUGGAUGGUGUUCAAUUCAAAUUGUUUCAUCUGCAACAACAAUUUGACAACAAUCAACAAUCUUUAAUAUCCAUUGAUUUAUCGUUGCAACAAUUGACAUCAAUGUUGAUCACCAACAUGGAUCCACACUAACCUACCAAAUCAACUUGACCAACUGUUGUUUGUUAACUUAACGGCAAACAACAUUAACCCUCACCAUAAUAAUCAGAAUAAAAAAAAGAAAUACUUUAAAGCUGAUUUAAAUAUAUUCAUUUACUAAUAACAACCUUCAAGAUUGUCCUUUAUUGUCAUCAAAUUAACCGUAAAUCAACAUGUUUUCAAGGCAAUUAAACUCAUCCUUAUUAACACUUCUAUUGGUACUGUUAAUCAAUAACCAAAAGAGUCUGGUCAUUUGUUCAAAUAAUUUCAGCCAAAUUCAAGGUCAAGCCUCAAAUCCACAAAUAACAUCAACCACCACAACAACCGAAUCACCAAGAUACAUUCCUCAACAUCAAGCAUACUCAGAUGAUGCCUCAAGUCAUUCACUUUCACCGUUAUCCACAGCAAGUCAUUCAAUUAAAGAAUCAAGACGAUCAUCGCCAUUACAUUAUGGCUCAAGUUUAAUAUCACCUCGAAAUGAUUUACUUAUGGCUGCAACCUCUAAUUCACAACAGCCAUUCAUGAUUCGAUCAGGUUUCGGUUUACACUCUGGUGACUUUCAUGGUAACGGAGCUUCGAACGGUGGCUCAUCAGCUGGACUAACUCUUCAUCAUCAGUCAUCAUCACCUCAUCAUCACCAUCAUCACUCAAGUUCAGCCAACUUCUACAGCCAACGAGAUCUUUCAUCAGCUGGUUCAAGUCCCGCCGAUUAUACAACUUCAGGUGCUGGCUUUCUUUUACCUGAUAUGCAAUCAGAGGCAACUUCAAAUCGUCUCUAUGAUUUGGCUUUGGCAAGCAGUGAAAAUGAACGCACUAAAGCUUUAUUAACAAGCCGUGUUCGCUCAUCAAACGGUUUAUCUAGCUCAUCAGGUUUGUCUGGAUCUUCUUCAUCUGCUUCUGGCUCUUCAUCUUCCGCUUCAGAUUUUUCUUCUCUUGAUAACGGUCCUGUUUCAGGAUCUUCGUCCUCCUCUCAGGCUGAAUCAGAUCUUGCAAGCUACCUUAAAGCAGCUGCUUCUGAAGCUGCUGCCUCAUCAGCUUCUGCACCCACCGCUGGCGGCCCUCAAGAUAAUGGUAAUCCUAUGGUAUCAAGCUCACAUAACCUUGGACGACGAAAGCCACUUUACGCUGAACGAGUUGUUGAAGAACAACACAUAUUCGACCCUGCAGUUACAAAGCAUUUACUUCAAAAACAACGAGAAAAUGAAUAUGCAGCCAAUGCACUUAUGGAAUCAGGACUUUCAGCUGAAUCACCUGCUCCUAGUGAAUCUGAUUUAGCACAACAGUUAGCUGCUAUGUCUGAUUUACAUUCGAACCAUCCAGGCUCAUCUUCCGCUUCAGAAUAUUUAUCAUCCGGUCUCUCACUCAACCCAAAUUCAUUCUCAUCCCUCAACGAAUACUCAGCUCUCGGAGGAGGUAAUGGACCUAACGGUGGUGCCGGUGGUCUUAGAGGUUUCUCUUCCCUUGGUGGACUAUCUUCCCUCGGCGGUCAGGGUUUAGCUACUUCAGCUUCUUCUCUUCCUUCAAUGAUUACUCCAUAUGCAUUAGCAGCCGCUAAUUCUCUACCUCGAAGUCCUGCAGGUGUACCUGCUGGCGCAAUUGUAGGAGCUCCUGGUUCAGCUCCUCCACCAGGAAUGAAACUCGCUGGUUAUGUAACCAUGACAAAUCCAUCACCACCAAUGAUGAAUCCACAAGUUUCUUCUUCAAUGGUUAAUCCAAUGGCUUUAAUGGCUCAAAAUAUGGGUAACAAUGGCGGCGGUCAAUCAAUGGGUGGUGGACCUGGAAUGAGCAAUAUGGGUGGCGGAAUGGGUGGUAGCCCUCAAGCUCAAGCUAUGGCACAAAUGAUGGCACAAGGUAUGAGCCAAGGAAUGGGUCAAGGAAUGGGACAAGGAAUGGGCCAAGGAAUGGGUCAAGGUAUGGGUCAAGGUAUGAAUCAAGGUGGAUUCAAUGGACAACAAGGAAUGAAGUAUCCAUUUAACCCAAUGGCUUUUGGACCUGGUGCUGCUGGACAGAACCAAGCACUUCAAGCACUUCUUGGUGGAGCUAUGGGCCAAGUCGGACAAGCAGCACAAACUGCAGCCACAACAAGUAGUCCAGCAUCAGCUAAUGCUGGAACAGCUUCAGCUUCAACAUCACCAAGUACAAGCUCUUCUUCACAAUCAAGGAAUCGUUUCUUCAGUCGACUUAACCCACUCAAUCUAUUCCGAAGAUUCAGAAUCCGAGGAAACAAUGCAGGAUCUACAUCAACUGAACCCUCUGUCGCUGAAGCAGAAAAACGAUCAUCAGUAGUUUCUGAAUAUUACUCAGCUCAAGGACAGCAAAGAUUUGGCCGUUAUCCAUUCCAUCAAGUAGGACCACAAUACACCCUUUAUUCAUACGAUCAUCCUGCCUUUCAUCACAGACGUGCUCGACGAUCAGUUCAAUCAUCAACUGAUAAAUCAAAUACACAAAUCUUAGCCUCAGAAACAUCAACCGAUGCUGCCAAUCAAAAUGAUACAGAAACUGCUGAAAAUUAUUAUCCAUUUCCAGGAAAUUAUUUCAUGCCAGCUUCAGGACGAAUGAGAUUCCCAAAUAGUGAAGGACGUAGACGAGGAUCUCGAAGAUAUUCUGGUCCAGGUUAUUUAAGUUCAGUUGAAAAUCGAGGUGUUGGUAUCAUGGGAUCAGGUAACUUUGAAGUUAUUAGAGGAGGAAUUUUACCUGGAAAGCGUAAUUUAAGGCCCCAUUCAUCAAUGGCCAAUGUCAAUGAUAAAGAAAAAGAUGAUUCAGGUUAUUCUGACGACGAUGAUUCUAAUAAUAAUAGUAAUAAUAAUAACUCAGAUGAUGAUAAAUCAUCUGUAUUUUCUCCUUUAGAGGAUGAAUUUUUCUCAGCUGGUAGUCCGGGUAUCUUGGGAUUCCAAGGUUUUAAUCACUUUUCAGGUUCAUCUUCAGUUUUCAAUAAUUUAUCUGCAAGUCGGCGUAAGUCAGCUGUAUUGACUGGUGACAAAGGUUCAGAAGCUUUAGCGAGUGAAAAAUCAUCAACAGCAACUGAUUUACAAGCCAUCUCAUGAAGAAGAUAUCUUUUAAGUUAAUUAAUUAUUAAGAUAGUAAAAAUUUAUUAUAAAAGCUUAAGAAUAUGAAAAAAUAUGAAAAUAAAAAUAAACAAAAGAAAAUGAAGCAAAAAUGUUUGCUCAGUUAAAAGUGAACUUGAAAUCACAGAAAAGUUAAUCUUGAGCAAAGAUUCUUGUUUGAAAACAUCAAUACACUUUCUGUAUCCAAAAAUUUUGUCAAAACGCUAAUUAUCAACCAAAAAGGACUAUUGAAAGAGGACAAUUGAAUAUUUAAAGUAUUUUUAUUGGUGUAAACUCACAACUAUCGCAAUGAUUAACCAUUUCUCAAUUACCAUCCUCGACCAAAAAACAACAUCGAAAUUUAAUCAAAUGCAAUAAACAACUUAAAUCAAACAAGGGGAUCAAACUAUAGACUUAUCAACAAAUGACAACCAAAAAAUAGCCACCGUUAAUGAACGUUUUUUUUUCUUCGUUGGACCAAACUUUUUUUAAUUAUUAAAUAUUGGAUUUUUUGUCCACUCUUUCCGAAACCAAA
Molecule: messenger RNA, 4018 nt
Organism: Tetranychus urticae (two-spotted spider mite)
Lineage: Eukaryota; Metazoa; Arthropoda; Arachnida; Trombidiformes; Tetranychidae
Source: RefSeq, a predicted model, not a curated record